Messenger RNA from Stegastes partitus (bicolor damselfish), 1383 nucleotides. RefSeq names its product dual specificity protein phosphatase 23-like. The transcript has 3 exons. The record is from RefSeq and is a predicted model, not a curated record. Gene Ontology annotation, biological process: protein dephosphorylation. Lineage: Eukaryota; Metazoa; Chordata; Actinopteri; Pomacentridae. Bases 95 to 550 code for a protein of 151 amino acids.
AGUAGCUAGCUAGUUAGCAGCUAGCUUAACCAACCAGCUAGGUGGCAGCGCGGUUUGACGAGAGCCUCAGAAAAAUAUUUAUAGUUCGACACCCAUGGCCUCCUCUGCUCCACACAACUUCUCCUGGGUGGAAUCCGGCAAACUGGCCGGCCUGGCGUUGCCCAAGAUGACAUGUGAAUACCAGUACCUGCUGGACAAUGGCAUCAAACACCUGGUUUGCCUGUGUGAGAGGAAGCCACCUUACUACGACUCGUGUCCAGAGCUGCAGCUUCACCACAUCAAGAUAGUCGACUUCACUCCUCCUUCACCGAGUCAGAUCGACAGAUUCCUCUCCAUCGUGGAAGAAGCCAACUCUAAGGGGGAGGGCGUGGGAGUUCACUGUAUGCACGGUCACGGGAGAACGGGGACCAUGCUGGCCUGCUACCUGGUGAAGACGAAGAAGAUUUCAGGGAUCGACGCGAUCAACGAGAUCCGCAGACUGAGGCGAGGUUCCAUUGAAACUCACGAACAAGAGAAAGCAGUGGUGCAGUUUUAUCAGCGCACAAAGUAACUUUAAUGGAAGGAAGUUUAGCAACAUACAGCAACGAUUUAUACAGUAAAUAAGCAUAAAAUAAUAUGAACUAUUACUAAAUUAAAACUUUAUUAUCUGGAAAAUAUGAAAAACAAUGUUUAAACUGUUGACAAAUCUCCAAAAAUGAUUUUAACAGACAAUACUGAUCUUGAAAUGACUAAGUCACACAUUUCUACCAUAAAUGCAUUCUCCUGCUGCCUUUUCGCGUGGUGCUGUACAUUUGUUCUCCUCGCGGAUUGUUAAAUUUCUUUAUUUAGACAUUUUUUCUGUUCGGAGGUUUGUGCUUCCAAGGUUUUAGGCUUGUUUUACGCACUGGACGCCAGAGAAAAGAGAUGCUGCCGCUCCUUGAAGGUGAGCUUUUCCGGAGCAGACACUCUCCUGAUUUCCUCCCGCUGAUUACUGCAAACACACAACAGAAAUACUUGAAUUUAGUUUCUUAUGGGGACACACGCAGCCUGUGCUGUUUUUUAAAAUAUAUUUAUGCACGGUCAUCUGCAGAUUUGUUGUACUCAGGGAUGUUCUUUCAAAUUCUUUUGAAGUGUUUGAAAGAAUUAAGAUGUUUUCUUGCACAUGGACAUUUAAGCAUCAUGGUAUGGAAAAGAAAAAAAAAGCUGCAUAAACAGCCGAGUGUUCAGUCAGAUUUAAUUUGACUGUUUAGCUUCGUGUGCCAUAAACUGUAAACUCACUCUCUUGAUGCCACGUUGGGAACAUCCCGACUCGGUCCACUUGGCUUUUGAUCUGCAAAAAACAUGGAAACGAAAUGUCAGAUGAACAAAAGCUGUUUUGAAUAAAAGAAAAUCAGCUUAAAUUUU